Molecule: messenger RNA, 3271 nt
Organism: Halichondria panicea
Lineage: Eukaryota; Metazoa; Porifera; Demospongiae; Suberitida; Halichondriidae
Product: E3 ubiquitin-protein ligase TRIM71-like
Exons: 3
Coding region: 1370-2443 (357 amino acids)
Molecular function (GO): protein binding
Source: RefSeq, a predicted model, not a curated record
GCAGGAAUUAUAGGGAGGGGGUCAGUGCUUUCAGUCUUCUCACGCCACUGCUGUGCUGAAUUAUUGGCUUACCAGUAUAAAUAGUUAUACCAUGUAAUUGAAAUGUGUAUAGACAUGCUACACAUUCAGAUUACAUCACGUAUGACGUACAGCAACUGCUCACAUACGGUAAGAGUCAGGUUGGAAAUCCUUACCACAAUCAUGCAACUAUAGUGAAAACGAAGCCAUAAUUAACCACAGAAAUUCCUGCAGGCAUAGAGACUUUAACACGUGAUUAUAAUUAUUCCUUCGCAAAAAUAAGUGUUGUUGUUGAAGGUUGAAGUUUCACGACUAUAUAGGUCUCUGUCUCCUCUAUAGAUAUGGCCACACAAGCAACCAUCAACCAUUGUCCUGGGUACUUGUCAUUACAAGAAAAAUUUGAAGCAUUGGUGUCCACAUUCAAAGCUCAACCUGCUGCAUACGCUGAUACCCUCUUCUCCAAUGGCUACAUACCAGAUGAAGUUCUCGAGUACACUAGACUGAACGGAGUAUUGGACUCAGAAAAGUCUCGGAAGAUUUUAGAUACCUUGAUCCACCGAAUCGAGCUUAAUCCCAGUGUUUUCCACGGAUUUAUCGCUGCCAUUGCAAGCCCUUCUACUGACGAUGUUGUCAAGAAGCUACUGGAUACUUACAAGCGUCACAGUACUGUAAUAAGCCAUGUCAAACAGCCACAUCUCUCUCAACCCACACACCAGCACCCUCCACCUGAGGCUCCAAAGUCACUCAGCUUUCCUUCCCUGGAUACCUCUAGCCUAGGUGAAGAUGACAGACUUGAGCUGGAAGAGCAUCUGAAAGCUGAUACAAGGAAAAUGGUAACGAGAUUUGCAGCAUUUACUCUAAUUAUCAAAAGGUCAUUUGAAAAUCAGCAUAUCCCAUUUAAAGAUUCUGUUCUCAGCUUGGAAGCUUUCAACGACAACAUUGGAGUGAAAGUACUUGAUCCAGAUGAUAAGCAAAAGAUAGAAGAUGCCAAAACUUUAUCCGAAUUGUUAUUACUCUUCGUAAUUACAUAUCUUUCUUCAAUUAUGAGAUAGUACAGUACUUAAUCGAGCUGUUGGGAUCGACUGACGAUCAGAAACAACUGCAUGAGUAUUGUUCUGCGCUUAAUCAGUUCUGCCAAAGAAAUGUAUUUGAAGUUCCUUGCGAAGUUUUCUCCUCAAAAUCUCGCAGCCAAGCAGCUGUGUUUGUCCUCAAGUGUACAGAGCAUUACGCCACACUAGAAUAUGUACAAGGAUUGAAGUAGAGAAUUGCUGAAACACUUGGUCUACGAGCAGCAGCGCUACAGCUAUGUUCAGUCAAAAAAGGAUGUGUGGAGCUGCACCUUCUCAUAUCUAUGGCUGUUGCCAAGUGCAUCUUCCCAGUUUCCACUACAGUACAAGCAGGUCUUACGGAGAUGAGUGUCAAAAUUCUCACCUGUGACAGUACAGAUGGCAUGGAACAAAAUCUGAGCAAAGUCCAACUGGAAUGUGUUGGAGAUAUGGUGAAGACGUCUAAACACAAAAGAAUGGCCCAACUAGCUAUAGAAUCUAAAGCAGACACUACUAUAAAUACUGCCUUGAAAAGAGAGUCACAGCUAAAGGCAGCUGACACUCAUGGACUCGGCCAGAGGAAGCUGGAUCGUGUGAUCAGUGGAGUGAAUAGGCCUAGUGGUAUAGCGAUCAACAGCAAGGGCCAGAUUGUUGUUAGUGAGAUGGGUCAUCCCAAAAUCAGUGUGUUCGAAACGACUGGAGUCAAGAUUCAAUCAUUUGGAACAAAAGGAACUAGCAAAGAACAAUUUGUUUUCCCAGUAGGUGUUGUUGUUGAUACAAAGGAUAACAUUUAUGUUUUUGAUCAACAUAAUCGUUAUAUUCAGAAGUUUUCACCAGAAGGACACUUCCUGUCAUCGGUUGACUCCAUGGGUAGUGGCAGGCUUUCGUUACGUCACUCAACAAGUUUAGCCUACAACAAGAACAAAGAUUUGAUCUAUGUUAGUGUAAUUUCCAAAAUCCAAGUAUUCACAUCUGACCUUUCCUUUCACAAGACUUUUCAAACAGGUUCUUUCUAUCCAAACUGUUUGUGUUGCGAUGAUUCGGGUUAUUUGUACAUGGCUAAUUCAAAUACAGUGCAAGUGUUCACUGCUGAGGGAGAGUUAAUUGUCCGCAAGUUCGAUUCUUCAGAAAAUCUUCCUGGUCAACGGAGCUUUUUGAAGGGCUUUGCAAUCAAUGAUGGUGUAUUAUACACAUAUUCGAGCAAUGGUCUUAUAUCCAUGUUUACAGUAACUGGGGAUAUUGUUGGAUCAUUUGAGGUGCAAGGUUUUAGUAAUGGAUGUGUACCGCAAUGGACACGUAAAGCCAUAGCUGUUAAUGGCAAUGGGACAAUCUUUUUAGUUGAUUUUGUCUACAAUCAAAUCCUUAUUUUACCCCGUUGAUGUCCUUAAGAUAAUUAUAGCUGGCAAAAAAACUGUACUUGUUGUGGACAUAAUAAUCAAUAGUUGCAUGAUAAUUAUAGCAAGUUGCGCAACAUAAGCAUACAUUUCAUAACUUUUCUCUCUUUUUUGCCUAGUAAUGACCACAGCGGUUAAAACACCAGGAAAUCAUUCACGUGUGAACUUGUGGAUAAGAAAUUCACCAUGCAAACCCUUUUUUUGAUCUAACAUUCCAAAAUCAGAGCUCGUUCAGACUAUAAAUUAUAUAGAUAGUGUGCCUAAUUCAGUUGAGUAACGCUUGACACAGUCGAUCAUGUACUGGGCUGGCUUUGUUGGCUACAACAUACUACAGGCUAUACCAGUGCAUGUAUACGUACAUGUAUGACUGAGCUCAUAAUUGUGCCAUAAUUAUGUAUUAAAGACUUAGAGUGCUGCAGUUAGGUAGCUUUGAGUAGCUAGUUUUAGAUAGCUAGUGCAACUAUUCAGUUACACCCUGUUCUAUUAAACUUAGCUAGCUCGCAUAUAUGCAGCUGCUUGCUUGUUUUAAUUAUUCCGGACACUUCGCAUGCUCUAUAAAAAGCUGUUCCAAUUAUACCUGGACAAUUUCCAAAAUACUUAUUUUUUGCUGUCCGAUAAAUUAGAACAUAUUAUAGGGUAGUAGAAUCUACUUUGCAUCAAUGGACAUGCUCAGCUGAUAUUACUUGUGCGUAAAUUAAUGGGGAGCACCAUUCAAUUAAUGUUCGAUGUUGCAUUCAAAGUGAAUGAGUAACUAAGCAGUUAUUAAAACACAAGGGGCUGUUUAAGAGUAGUUCAUUCACUGUAAACUAAAAC